AGACACAAUCCAUCUGAUUCAAGCUUCGGCACACUAACCAUGGCUGCUGCCAUUUCGCUCGCUUCCAGCCCGACAGUCGUGCCAGCUCUGGCGGGAGCAUCGGGAACGGAGGAGCGUUCGACACGAGCCCUAAGACAGGCUUGCAGCCGCUCCCUGGGCCCCAGGCCCGCCCGGUCGCUGGCAGUGCAUGCGUCGGAGAGUGAAGAGCUGAGAGGCGCGACCCACGGCGGUAGCGGCACGGACACGAGCGGUCGCCGAGGCUUCUGCGCCGCCGUUUCCGCUGCCUCCGCCGCUGCCCUUUUGAGCUCCACGAGUGGCGCAGAGGCGGCCUCCACUAGUCGCAGAGCGAAUCGCGGGGCGCGCAUACCAGAGGAGGAGUACACAACGCUGCCCUCGGGACUCAAGAUCUAUGACAUCAAUGUGGGCACGGGACCCUUGGCCAAGCUGGGAGACCGAGUCACGGUGCACUACGUGGCGCGGUGGAAGGGCAUCACGUUCAUGACCAGCCGCCAGGGCAUGGGCGUCACGGGGGGCACGCCGUACGGCUUUGACCUGGGCUCCAGCAGCCUGGGCAUGGUGCUCAAAGGGCUGGACAUCGGUGUGGAGGGCAUGCGCGCAGGGGGCGUCCGUGAAAUGAUUGUUCCUCCGGAGCUGGCAUACGGCAACCGGGGCAUUCAAGAGAUUCCCCCCAACGCCACGCUUCAGAUGAAUGUGGAGCUCUUGUCAGUGAAACAGAAUGCCUUCGGCACACCUGUGAAGCUUAUAGAAGGAUGAGGUCCGUCCGUGCGUGGUUCCACGUGGUGGUGGUGCCACAAUGCCAGAUCCUCCAUCAUACAUUCUGUAUGGCAACAUUGACGCUCAACCUUUCCUAGGUAUAAAUGCAUUUCCAUGCGUCCAAUAAGACAGUAUUUAUCUGUUUCAGAUGGUAAAUAUUACAUUCUGGCGUGGCUGUAACAACCUGGACGGAUGCAUGCUAACUAGCAAUACGAUGUGAAACCAUGUUUCACCAUGCGUGU
Molecule: messenger RNA, 1016 nt
Organism: Closterium sp. NIES-67
Lineage: Eukaryota; Viridiplantae; Streptophyta; Zygnematophyceae; Desmidiales; Closteriaceae
Source: the annotation of a GenBank genome assembly